This is a messenger RNA of Amoebophrya sp. A120, 1444 nucleotides long. NCBI's taxonomy places the organism in Eukaryota, Dinophyceae, Syndiniales, Amoebophryaceae. The record is from the annotation of a GenBank genome assembly.
CUACGUAAAAAGUGAUGAAGUUGAAGAUGAAUAACUGCAAGUCAUGAUGCAGCAUAAACUAUAGCGACGAGGAACACGAAAACAAAAACCGAAUUGUACGAUAAGACAUAGAUAUCAUCAAAAAAAUGGACGAAGCGAGCAAGGCCUGGCUGAACGUGCAGCACUUUGACACGUUGACUGCACCUCUAUACGAACUGGGCGGCAAAUGGAGAAAGAUCGAAACUUCCGUCACCCAAACCCAAGCUUCUCAAAGCGGCACAACGGCGGCAACCGCGACGACCGCAUCUUCCUCGUCUAGCACAUCGUCGGCUACCUCCGCGUCGUCCUCUUCCGUGGCUGGCAGUGCAGCCGGCGCGCAGGCAGUUCAGAAUCAGAACAAGAAUACCAACAUUGUGGAAAUCACACUGCACGAUGUAGGACACCUUUCCCGGAUGGACUGCCUAGUCUUCCAGAAUUGGUACGGCUCCGUCCUCAACCUGUACGAGGUUGGACCGCAGCAGCGCGAAAAGCUGAUUCUUCGCGAUUACCGCAUGGUGAAAUACCCCAGUUUCGAAACGGAUCAGCAAAGCUACUUUGCCAUCUACCGGUCGCAGCUAGACACCACGGAGUUCUUUCACCGCUCUUCGCACAAUCGCAACGUGAAGCUCCGGGCCAAGCUGACGCAGGAGAGUCCGGUCUGGGGGCAGUGCAGCGUGCGGCACAUCGCGGCGUACCGCUUUGAAAAAGGCCAGCCGAGCAGGACCGAGCAAGAUCUUCUGGCCGCGCAGCAAGCCGGGGCUGCGGGCGCCGGUAGUGGAUCGCAAAGCGACUCGCAGGGCAGUAGCUACGCGCCAUCAACAACGUCUGGGGCGGCGGGGGCAGGAGGAAGUGUAAUUGCAAGCGGUGCAACUAGUACCACCGGAGGCGGCAGCGGUGCAGGAGCGGUUGCUUCUAGUGCACCAACAACUAAGAAUAGACCUCUAGUACAACUACCUCGUCCUCGCGAUCAGUACGACUUGGAUUUAGUGGAGCUUGCUGCUCGGUUCUCCGUGAACCCGACCAAAAACCCUGCGAGUGCUGGUGGUACCAGCUCCUCGGCCCUGGUUUCGGAAAGCGACCCGGAGCAGCAAGCGUCCGCAGCAGAAACGGGAGAGAUUUGGGACAUUGUGAUGGCCACUGGUUCGGAGUGGCGCCGGUAGAAAGUGGAGGCUCUUCUGGCAAGUGUGGACGACUACAUCAUAGAACGUACGAGCAUGAUAUGUUCUUUUUGCUCUGCCUCCAAAUUGCAAUGAAUGCCGGGAAUAUGCUGAUGCUACAGCUGCUCCGUAUGAUUCAGACCAAUAAGGUCAACCUCAAGUAAAGGUAAGGCACAGACUGCAAGCGAGGAAAGACCGCAACCCUGUCCUGCGCUUUUGUAUACUGCAACAUGAAUUAGAAUUUCUUGAAGAUGUGCUCGAGCGACGAG